GUGGUGGCGUCCGGUAUGGCGGAGGCGGCGGCCGUGGCGGCCGAGUGCCCUGCGGGUGGCCGGGCGCGGGCGGCGCGCGCCGUGCUGGAUCAGGUGGUGCUCCCGGGUGAGGAGCUGCUGCUGCCGGAGCAGGAGGACGCGGACGGCCCGGGAAGCGCCGGGGAGCGGCCGCUGCGCCUGAAUGCCGGGGCGCGCGCCCGGGUGCGCGUCGUGUGCGGCCCGGGCUUGCGGCGCUGUGGCGACCGCCUGCUGGUCACCAAGUGCGGCCGCCUCCGUCACAAGGAGCCCGGUGGCGGCGGCGGCGGCGGCGGCAGCGGCGUGUACUGGGUGGACUCGCAGCAGAAACGGUAUGUCCCAGUGAAAGGAGACCAUGUGAUUGGCAUAGUGACAGCUAAAUCUGGAGAUACAUUCAAAGUUGAUGUUGGAGGGAGUGAGCCUGCUUCUUUGUCUUACUUGGCAUUUGAAGGUGCAACUAAAAGAAACAGACCAAAUGUGCAGGUUGGAGAUCUCAUCUAUGGCCAAUUUGUGGUUGCUAAUAAAGAUAUGGAACCAGAGAUGGUCUGUAUUGACAGCUGUGGACGAGCCAACGGAAUGGGUGUGAUUGGACAGGACGGUCUGCUUUUUAAAGUGACUUUAGGCUUAAUUAGAAAGUUGCUAGCUCCCGACUGUGAAAUCCUACAGGAAGUGGGAAAACUCUACCCACUGGAGAUAGUAUUUGGAAUGAAUGGAAGAAUAUGGGUUAAGGCAAAAACCAUUCAGCAGACCUUAAUUUUGGCAAACAUUUUAGAAGCUUGUGAACACAUGACAGCAGAUCAAAGAAAACAAAUCUUCUCCAGAUUGGCAGAAAGUUGAUCUGUGUGGCCUUUCUUAUGGGUCAGUUGAGCCAAGAGACUAUGGGUUUCCUGGGGAAAAUUUUUUUCAGGUGAACUUCUAUUAAAUCUUCAGAAGGCAAGAUAUGAAUGUACAUAUUGUCUUAUUAGAGUCUUAAAAUAUUUUUAUAAAAAUGUUACUGGUUGCCAUCCACGUUCUUGUGGGUGAGGUGAAUCAUAAAAUAAAUAACGAUGUAUUUUUUUGUUCUUUACAAUAAAGUUUACUAAAAGUA
Messenger RNA from Diceros bicornis minor, 1102 nucleotides. RefSeq names its product exosome component 3 (gene EXOSC3). Lineage: Eukaryota; Metazoa; Chordata; Mammalia; Perissodactyla; Rhinocerotidae. Bases 16 to 852 code for a protein of 278 amino acids. Gene Ontology annotation, biological process: CUT catabolic process; nuclear polyadenylation-dependent rRNA catabolic process; TRAMP-dependent tRNA surveillance pathway. The transcript is spliced from 4 exons. Gene Ontology annotation, molecular function: RNA binding. The record is from RefSeq and is a predicted model, not a curated record. Gene Ontology annotation, cellular component: nuclear exosome (RNase complex); cytoplasmic exosome (RNase complex).